UGGGUGGGGAAAUUGUGAUUUUUGUUUUGUAUUGUGGUUAGGGAAAGGAAAGUAUGUGUCACGUGAAAUUAUAUUUUAUACUUCUUACAUGAGAUGAAUACUUAGAAUUGUUGUACUCUAUAAUGUUGAAGUACUUUCUGUUGCGAUUGCCAAAUACGUUAUAUUGUGUACAACAAAUUAAAGUCCGGAAGUUUGGACUUAUCACUCGUUUGCAUCCGCAUAAAGGUUAUCAUGUGGCUAUGGCCUGGGAAAGAAGUUACUUGAACAUUCAGACUUAUAUUCCCCUUAAGAAUAAUUUUUUAGGGAAUUUAUUAAGUUGCCAAGUUUAUGGUCAGUUUAAGACUGUAAUCACAAAUUCAUCGACAGUUAAAAAGGAGUUUACGGAAAAUUCAUAUGCACAUGCCGUGCUGGAAAGGAAUCCCGUGUAUACAGUCACAUUAGCUCCUAAAGGUUUUGUUGAAACCGAAGAGAUAUCUGAUGAUGAAUUUCAAAAUAUGACAAGGAAAGAUUGGAACAGUGAAUCAGCAGAAAGUGUUUUUGUUGGGUUUAAAAAAAUGAUACUGUUUUCUAAAAAACAGCAUUCCGUGAACGGUGAAACUUUUGAGGGAAUAUUUAAAACACUGACACAAAAAUGUUCACAGUUAAAUGACAAUGAUCUGAUAGGAAUAUUAGCGUGUCUCAGACAAUGGCCUUCACCUGCAGAACCAUAUUCUGAAAACUAUGUUGAGUUAUGGAAGGAGGUUGACAAACAGUGUGUGUUAAGAAUGGAAAAGUGGGAUCGUAAUAAGCUUCUGUUUGUUGCUGAUCACUGGUACUUGCUUAAUUUAGGGAAAAUAUCAGAUUUUAUGUGGCAUUGUACUGUGAGAUUAAGUCGUAGACCAGAGAAACUCACCAGUUCUCAGCUAGUCCAGUGUAUGUUCUACAUAAACAUACGUCGUAAAUUUCCACCUCAUAUAUCAGUUUACGAUUUUGAAUACAGCCUUCAAAACUGUCUCGAUCAACUUACUUUGGAUGAUCUUGGAAUUCUUGCCAUGGGAUUCUUUAAAAGCAAAAAACCAAUCAGGAGUCAAACUCUUCUUACUGAACUUAUAAGACGAAUUAUAAAUUCAGUGGACACCAUCCAUGAAAUCACACUGGCUGCUCUUCUUAAAGUUAUCCGCUACUCCCUUGAACCAACACAUGCAGAUGUAUUGUUUGUUCUUAUGGACAAGCUUGUGCCAAAUAUAAACCGAGUAUCCCAGCUCUGUUGCACACAUAUUGCAUUACUUGGUACACACAUAAAUCAGUAUCAUGAAGGGACAAUGAAUGAGAUUGUGCAGCGAUUUGUUAAUGAAAUUGAAUCUUCUAGACUGAAAGAUUUAGAAAGGCUUGCAUUUGCUCUGUCCUUGUACAACUAUGAGCAUAAAAUGGAGCCUUCUAUCUAUAAGUUGAUUGCCAAAGAGCUCUGUAGAAGUGAAAGAGCUCAAGAAAUCGAGCAGCAUCCCAAAUGUUUAUCAUGUUGUCUCCAUUAUCUCUCCCUGCAAAAGAUUUACCUCAAUGAAGAGAUCAGUAAAGUGUUGGAUAAAAGUUUCAUUCACACCGUCUAUGGAAAAAAUAAUAACAAGGUUGGACGUGAAAUCUUAAGUUUGGACAUUGGUGUGGGAUUAGAAUGCCCUGAAUACAAUGGAAACCGACUUGAACCCAAACUUAGAAAUUAUCUAGCAAAGAUAUACACUGACAGAGUCUGGAAAUAUGAAGAUUUGACUAGGAAGAAACUAAAUGCAACAGAUCAGCUUCUGUUUGAAGUCAUUUCUGUAGCCAUUUCAGUUCUUGGUGGUCGUAGAAAGGUGCACUUAGGACAUCUUAUUCCACAUCGAGAACGAGCAGACAUUGUGUAUGGUAUUUGUGCUGAUGGUUCAGCUGUUGAUAUUCCACCUUCAUUCUGCAAUCUGGAGAUUGGAACUUGCAAAAGGGCUCCAGAUGUUCCAAAUACAAAAUGGUACUGUAUUGUAGUUGCUGGAUGGAAUUCUUACAUCAGAAUACUAAACAAACCUGUGGGUACCAUGUCUUCCAAGUUACGACAACUACAGCUGUUGGGUUACAAACCUGUAAUUGUUCCAUGGUUUGAAUGGAGAGAACUCUCUGUAGAGGAACAAGAAAGGUAUCUAGCAAAGAAGAUUUGGGAAGAAUUUAAAGAAGAGGUGUCCUGUACUGUGAGAUGAAUUGUGCUGUGAUAUUGGCAACAAGAGUGGGUGACUGAGCUUGUAUAUAAAUAUCAUGUUAUUUUUGGUGUGGAUUGAUUUCUGAGUUAUGUUGUAUUGACUGAGGUUAUUAUUUUCUCCAGACAGUGGUUCUUCCAUCUAUAUAGAAGUAAGGAGGGGAGAUAACCAGGAGUCAACAGGUGUUUGCUUAGUUCACCAGUCAUGCAGAAAUUCUGCUCAUCAGACAU
This is a messenger RNA of Cryptotermes secundus, 2428 nucleotides long. Its product is annotated as FAST kinase domain-containing protein 5, mitochondrial. Lineage: Eukaryota; Metazoa; Arthropoda; Insecta; Blattodea; Kalotermitidae. The transcript has 5 exons. The record is from RefSeq and is a predicted model, not a curated record. Bases 123 to 2201 code for a protein of 692 amino acids.